UUAACAUUCAUUAAGUUUCAUGAAAUGGCUGAAGAAACAGAACUUGAAACGCUAAAUCAGCUGAGUUCCUAUGGAAACAUUGGCCAAGAGCUACUAGUAUGUCAAUACAUUGAGAAACACGCAACCAAGGGCAUAUAUCUUGGAGAUAACCCCCUCCAUCACACCACUGCUAUCCUAAUAAUUCAGAUUAUUUUUAUAUUUGUUGUUGGUAAAAUUACUCAUCUCUUGUUGAAACCCUUUCAUCAAACCCAGCUCAUUUCACAGGUUGUGGCUGGCAUCAUCUCGGGUCCUAUAUUACUUGGUCGAUACCAAAAAAGUUUUGACAUGGUAUUUCCAACGGCAAGCUUAAUGACACUUUCAACAUUUGCAGAAUUUGGCAUGAUAAUUUACUUCUUUAAAAUGGGGGUGCAGAUCAAUCCCAAACAGAUUUUAAAGAUUGAAAAGCAGGCGGCUAUAAUUGGUUUAGUGGGACACAUAUCUUCUAUAGUGUUUGGUAGUGUAGUUUUAACUCUUGUUCAAAGAUUCUCCCCUCUCAAGGAUGAAGUGGCUGGUGUUGAAGGUUUGAUAUUUCUUGAAUCAUUGACUGCAUUUUCUACUAUAAGUAGAGUUCUCAGCGAGAUGAACAUUCUCAAUUCAGAUAUUGGACGUGUAGCUUUAUCUGCUUCCAUGGUUAAUGAUGCAAGCUCGUGGAUUUUGUUUUUUGUUAUAGUCAACGGUGCUAGAGCCUUACAAGAAACGUCAUAUAUACCUCUUCUAGCAGUGGUUGUGUCAACAUGUUUUUUCGCCAUCGUAUUUUUCCUACUAAAGCCAUUGGUUAUAUGGAUUUCCUAUCGUAAUCCACAGGGAAAGCCUAUGAGAGAAAGCCAUUUUUUGGCAAUUAUGUCUAUACUUCUAUUUCUUGGAUUCUCCGCUGAAGUUGCUGGACAACCUGCUUUUCUUGUUGCUUUUUGGUUUGGUUUGAUCUUGCCUGAUGGUCCCCCUUUAGGUUCUGUUUUGGCUGAAAGAAUUGAUACUGUUGGUUCUACUCUAAUUGUUCCAGCUUUCUGUACUAUAAGUGGGUUGAGAACAAUUGUUUUCCCAAUAACAUCACAGGCAAUAUGGAUAGAGGUUGUUUUACUUGCAGUACAAAUAGGAAAGUUUACAGGCACCAUUUUAUCCUCACUUCAUUUUCAAAUUGAAUUUUGGGAUUCUGUUGCGUUGUCUCUAAUCAUGUGUUGCAAAGGUCUUACAAAUCUCGCCUUCUACUCCUUCUUAUCAUACAAUAAGGUCAUCGGAAAAGUACCUUUCACCCUUGUGAUAUAUACCAUGGUGGGUUUAACUUGGUUUGCAACUAUUGUUAUUCAUUACAUAUAUGAUCCUUCAAGGAAAUACAAAAAUUACAUCAGAAAAUCAAUUAAGGACUCCGAGAAGGACCAUGAAUUUAGAGUACUUGUCUGCGUCUACAAUGAAGAAAAUGUAUAUCCUGUGAUCAAUCUUCUUCAAUCCUCUAACCCUUCAAAGGCUUCACCACUUUCUGUCUUUGUUUUACAUCUCAUGGAGCUAUCAGGUAGAGCAGCCCCCAUCCUUAAAAAAAAUGAUAAGACUAACAAGUCAAAUCUUUAUGGAGAGGAUUCAUCUCAACACAUAAACAAUGCCUUUGAUCUAUUUCAACAACACAACAAAGGGAAUGUUAUGUUGCAGUGCUAUACUGCAAUUGCACCAUUUUCAAGCAUGCACGACGACAUAUGUUGCGUUGGAAUGGAUACAAAUUCUCACUUUGUAAUUAUGCCAUUCCAUAAGCGAUGGUCCAUCAAUGGAAAUGCAGAGGUGUCCAAUGCUUUAAUUCGAACAGUAAACCAAAAAGUUUUGAGUAAAGCUCCUUGUUCAGUUGGAAUCUUAAUUGAUAGAAGUGAAAUGCGAGGAAAAAUGUUAGUUAUUUAUGAGACAUCACUUUGUGAAAUUGCAAUGAUCUUCUUAGGUGGUGCAGAUGAUCAAGAGGCACUUGUUUUUAGUUUGCACAUGGCUCAACAUCCAAAUAUUAGACUUACGGUGUUUUGGAUAAGGGUCAAAAUGAAACACAAGCAAAGGAGUAUGGAGAACCCUUAUAUUGAAAUUAUGGAGUAUAUAAAGUACAAUCCUAACCUUAAAGGAAAGGUGACCUUCAAGGAGGAGAUUGUGGAAGAUGGGUUAGGAACAACACAUGUUAUCAGAACAAUGGAGGGAAAUUUUAAUUUGGUCAUAGUGGGUAGACAUCAUAUAAUAAACUCUCCAUGUACACUAGGCUUGACAGAAUGGUGUGAACUCCCAGAGCUCGGGCCAGUUGGAAACCUCCUAGCCUCAGAUUUUACAUUUUCAGUUUUGGUGGUGCAACAACAACCCUUCAACUUCGAUUUUCCUGUGUAUUAGGUGAACUUAAGAAAAGAAAUAUAUGAAUAUAGGUGAACAUAUUCUUACUCUUUAACUCCAGAAGUAGAAUGUUUUUUUAUAAAUAAAUAUAAACUAAAAUUUUGAGAGUGGUUGUGUCAAAACUAACAUGCAUUCAUACCGCAACACAAUAUUUUGGGUGUUAAAUUACACACCAGGA
This is a messenger RNA of Lotus japonicus, 2563 nucleotides long. RefSeq names its product cation/H(+) antiporter 14-like. Bases 25 to 2385 code for a protein of 786 amino acids. NCBI's taxonomy places the organism in Eukaryota, Viridiplantae, Streptophyta, Magnoliopsida, Fabales, Fabaceae. Gene Ontology annotation, biological process: regulation of pH; proton transmembrane transport. Gene Ontology annotation, molecular function: antiporter activity. The record is from RefSeq and is a predicted model, not a curated record. The transcript has 3 exons. Gene Ontology annotation, cellular component: membrane; endomembrane system.